This is a messenger RNA of Cucumis sativus (cucumber), 1492 nucleotides long. Its product is annotated as chromatin remodeling protein SHL. NCBI's taxonomy places the organism in Eukaryota, Viridiplantae, Streptophyta, Magnoliopsida, Cucurbitales, Cucurbitaceae. The coding region runs from base 345 to 995 and encodes 216 amino acids. The transcript has 5 exons. The record is from RefSeq and is a predicted model, not a curated record. Gene Ontology annotation, molecular function: chromatin binding.
GAAAUUUUUUUAGAAAGGUUAAAAAAAAUAAUAUUCACCAAUUGCAAUCACGGUUACAAAAAUAAAAAAUAUGGCUUUCAUUUGGUCCACCGUCGCGAACUCAUAUUGGUUUGAUCAUAUGCUGCCACGUCACAACUAAAUCCACUCUUCCGCCGGACAUUCUCCCCUUUUCACCUCAACCGACCACCCUCCAGGUACUCUCCGGCGACUACUUUUCCGGCCAAUUUCACUCUUCUACUUUCCUUUUACUUCUUCCUUCCUUCCUUCCUUCCUUCCUUCCAUUCAUUUCUAUGAAACUUCCCUCCAUUUCGCUUCUUCUCUUCUAAUUCCAGGUCUCCCUUUUGAUGGCCAAACCCAAGGCUCCCAGGCAAACCCUAGAUUCUUACACUGUCAAGCGCAUCAACAAAACCAUUAAAGCCGGCGAUUGCGUGCUUAUGAGGCCCUCUGAACCUUCGAAGCCGUCUUAUGUUGCUAAGAUUGAAAAGAUUGAAGCUGAUUCUCGUGGGGCCAAUGUGAAGGUCCAUGUUCGCUGGUAUUACCGGCCGGAGGAAUCAAUUGGUGGUCGGAGACAGUUUCAUGGCUCGAAGGAGCUCUUUCUUUCCGACCAUUUUGACGUUCAAAGCGCCGAUACCAUCGAGGGAAAGUGUACGGUCCAUACGUUUAAGAAUUAUACCAAGCUUGAUGCUGUUGGAAAUGAUGAUUAUUUUUGCCGUUUCGACUAUAAUUCCACUACUGGAGCUUUCAAUCCCGAUCGAGUAGCUGUGUAUUGCAAGUGUGAGAUGCCUUACAAUCCCGAUGACCUAAUGGUUCAGUGUGAGAACUGCAGUGAUUGGUUUCAUCCUGCUUGUAUAGAAAUGACUACAGAAGAAGCUAAAAAGCUUGACCACUUCUACUGUGAAAGUUGUUCUUCAGAGGGUCAAAAGAAGUUGCAGAAUUCACAGUCUACAUCUAAAGUUGCAGAGACAAAGGUGGAUACGAAACGACGCCGGAGGUGACAAUAGUGUAAAUAAACAAAAUACGGUGACUUAGAGUCGUUAAAAACCAACCAGAGCUUCUAACUUCCAAAUGAGUUGGAACAAGUGCAUAGAUGUAGGAUAAUGUAAAUUGUAGCUCUAGUGUGUUCAACAUUGGUUGCAGCAGGUAGAGAGACUGGUUUGAAAUGUAUUGAAGUUAUUUUAUUUGAAAAUGGAGCAAACCAAACCAAACCAAACCAAAAACCCCUCCUUUCUUCUAUGAAGGUUGUAGAUUUGUUUUAUUUCCUCAAAACUCCUAAACUUUUAACUCUUUUGGAAUCCAUUUUCCUAAUUAUUCUUAGCUGAUAUGGUGAUGUAUAGGUGAAAAAUAUUUGUCAAGGACUGAAGGGUAGUAGGAAAGAGAUCUUUAUGUAAUUAUUUGGUUGCAAGUUGAUUGGACUGACGACUCUUGUGUGUACCGUACCAACCUCUCCCUUUAGAAGUUUUAAUGAAGAAAAAAAAGAGACUAUUUUAACCAA